Messenger RNA from Alternaria alternata, 1609 nucleotides. Its product is annotated as 6-phosphogluconolactonase. Gene Ontology annotation, molecular function: 6-phosphogluconolactonase activity. NCBI's taxonomy places the organism in Eukaryota, Fungi, Ascomycota, Dothideomycetes, Pleosporales, Pleosporaceae. The record is from RefSeq and is a predicted model, not a curated record. The coding region runs from base 408 to 1196 and encodes 262 amino acids. The transcript has a single exon. Gene Ontology annotation, biological process: carbohydrate metabolic process; pentose-phosphate shunt.
ACUACUGUGGAUAUCGUUCCUUUUCUUCGUCAAUAACCCUCUGAUACCAUGCCCUGAUGCCAUGCACCAUUCCUCAGCAUGGCGCAGACUCCAGGCCAGACGAGCAAGGUGACAUCUGCGUUGGAGCUGCACGGUUGGCUCAAAAUGGACGCGGUAUCGAGGCCCGAUCGCCCAUGAGAAUGAUCCCAUAGGCAGCCUUAGCCGCCAUCUGUUCAUUUCGUCCUGCGCAAUUUUUUACAAAGGUCGCACCGUCGCGCAAAAGCUGCUCACGUCACUAUCGUGGCAAUCGUCACCGGCCCGCUGUCGAACGAAACAACGGCACAUCGCUAGGGAGCCCCACCUCUCCGAACCCCUCCAUCGCGCUCCUACAAUCUUCACCACACCUACCAAGUACACACAUCAACAUCAUGGGCAAGCCUCCGAACCUAUACGCUUUUCAAAGCGCUGCUGAGCUCGCCCCGAGCCUGCGCACCUACGUUCUCGACGCCCAAAACGCUGCGCUCGAGCGCCACCAAGUUUUCCGUGUUGCCGUCUCCGGCGGCUCCCUGCCCAAGACGCUUGCGCAAGCGCUUCUCAAGGAAACCAAUGGCGAGGGAAAGGUACAAUUCGACAAGUGGGAGAUCUUCUACGCCGACGAGCGCGCCGUGCCCCUUGAUCAUGAGGAUAGCAACCACAGGCUGGUCAAGGAGGAGCUUCUCGACAAGAUACCGUCUGAGUUGGGAACGCCCAAGGUGUACCCAAUCGACGUCAAGUACCUCGAUGACGUACAAGAGCUGGCGGACCAGUACGAAAAGACGCUCGUCAGUGUCUUCGCUGCGCGCGAUAGCGUAAAGCUGCCACUAUUCGACCUGCUCCUGCUUGGCUGCGGACCGGACGGGCACACGUGCAGUCUGUUUCCCGGCUCUGAUCUCCUGCGCGAAUCCGAGGCGUGGGUACUUUCCAUCUCCGACUCUCCAAAGCCACCCCCGAAGCGCAUUACCAUCUCCCUUCCUGUCGCGCAACACGGACUUAAGAUUGGCUUUGUUGCAACUGGCGGGGGAAAGAAGGACAUCAUGCGUCAAAUUUUCGAUACCGACGAGGGUCAACAACUACCAUGCGGUCUGGUGAACCACAAGGGUGGAGACCGAGUUAGCUGGUUUGUCGACUAUGCUGCUAUCGAGGGUGUUUCUUUCCCAGCGCGCCGCGGUAGCUUGUGAGGACAUUGGAGAGAGUAGCAAUUCUGCCCUUCGAUCAUUUGCGCUUUCGUGUUGAAUGGAAUUACAAAGCCAUUUCUCCAAGUAUGCAUUGGGUCACUCACUCAGCUUAGAUACACUAGAUAACGAACUCUGACGACAUUCCUCUUUCCAUAUUGUGCCAGACUUGCUCUUGCCAUAUGUCAGGGUUCUAGCCAUAUGUGGUGUUAGCGCAAUGGUCCGCGCUCAUGGCGGGAAGUAAACACCCGAUGUUUUGUGUGUUUGUGCAUACCUAACAACACCAAACCAAGCUACCAACGCGCGUCUACAAUCGAGCCGCGACCUGCAUCAAAGAUGAACGCAAAGCCACGCUCGCAGAUAGGUAGGAUCGGCCAUGCGCCGGCACGAACCCGGGUAAGCCUAGCCUCCGUACUGUU